AUGUUACAGACUGAAAUAGCAAAACGCUUAAACGCAAUCAUCGCCCAAGUGCUGCCCUUCCUCGCCCAAGAACAUCAACAACAAGUAGCCACAGCUGUCGAAAGGGCCAAACAAGUCACGAUGGCUGAGCUAAAUUCUAUCAUAGGGCAACAAAUUCAUGCCCAACAACUGCCACACGGAGCCCACGGGCCCGGUCUCCCAAUGGGUCCCCAUCCCGGUCUUCCUGGCAUGGGUCCUGCUGGUCUGCUAGGUUUCGGAGCUGGUCUCGCCGCUGGAGUUCCGGGAGCGCCGGGAGGACCCCACCCAGCCGUCUCCGGUGCAGCACAUCCCAUGCUAAAGCCGGCUGAUCUGCAUGCUAGGGAUCCCCAAGAUCUCAAAAGGCCUAGUAGCACAAAUGCCGAAGAAAGACUGAACUCCGUUUCACCUGGUGAUAGAGACAAAUAUAGGUCAAGAUCUCCCACAGAAGUCGAUACUGUGAAACGAAGAAAAGAAGACAAAUUAGGUCAUGAAAGUGAUGGAGAAAAAAGUGAUCAAGACUUAGUUGUGGACGUAGCCAAUGAGGAAGCAUCAUCGCCCCAUACGAAUGGAGAACACGUAACAUUAGGAAAUUCCAGUGAAAUUAGAGAAAAUGGCAGUACCAACGGUGAUAAAAUCAAAGUCGAAAGACCUCCUAGUAGAAGCGGCUCAUCAUCUUCGAGGAGUACCCCAUCUUUAAAAAGCAAAGACGAAAAACCCCUCACCCCCGGAUCGAAACAACGCUCUACGACACCUAAUCUCGGAGCAGGACCAGCUCCAACUGCCAAAGUGGGCCAUGCAGGUCAGUACCCACCCUAUCCUCUUGGUGCUGCUAGAGGACCAGAGCAUUUAAGUCCCUACAAUAACGUCGCCCCUUCGCCCUACAGUCGACCCGCAAUAUUAGGAUACGACGGACAUCCCCAUACAAGAGCGCCUGGAAUAGCAACGAAUGGUAUGGGCGCCAUACCUGGAGGAAAACCGGCCUAUUCUUUUCACAUGAAUGGCGAAGGCCAACUUCAACCAGUACCAUUUCCGACGGAUGCUCUAAUAGGACCGGGAAUACCGAGACACGCACGUCAAAUCAAUACCCUUAGUCAUGGCGAAGUUGUUUGUGCAGUGACUAUUUCCAACCCAACCAAAUAUGUAUAUACUGGCGGAAAAGGAUGUGUCAAAGUUUGGGAUAUCAGCCAACCUGGAUCAAAGAGCCCUGUUUCUCAAUUGGACUGUUUACAACGAGACAAUUAUAUUAGGUCAGUCAAACUACUGCCCGACGGCAGGACAUUAAUUGUAGGAGGAGAAGCUUCUAAUUUAUCAAUAUGGGACUUGGCUAGUCCUACACCUAGAAUAAAAGCCGAAUUGACAUCUAGCGCACCAGCAUGUUAUGCCCUGGCUAUUAGUCCCGACUCCAAAGUGUGUUUCAGUUGUUGUUCGGAUGGUCAUAUAGCAGUAUGGGACUUACAUAAUCAGACGUUGGUGCGACAGUUCCAAGGACACACAGACGGCGCUUCUUGUAUAGAUAUUUCUUCGGAUGGUACCAAGUUAUGGACAGGAGGACUCGAUAAUACGGUUCGCAGUUGGGAUCUUCGAGAAGGCAAGCAAUUACAACAACACGACUUCAGUUCCCAGAUCUUCUCUUUGGGUUAUUGCCCCACGGGAGAAUGGCUGGCAGUUGGAAUGGAGAAUUCUCACGUUGAAGUGUUGCACGCCACGAAAGCAGACAAAUAUCAGUUGCAUUUACACGAGAGCUGUGUACUUAGUUUGAGAUUUGCAACGUGUGGCAAAUGGUUCGUUUCUACCGGUAAAGAUAACUUGCUGAAUGCUUGGAGGACGCCAUAUGGAGCCAGUAUAUUCCAAUCCAAAGAAUCCUCAAGUGUUCUGAGUUGCGAUAUCUCCACUGACGACAAAUACAUAGUAACAGGAUCUGGAGACAAAAAGGCAACAGUGUACGAAGUGAUAUACUAA
This is a messenger RNA of Diabrotica balteata, 1977 nucleotides long. The record is from the annotation of a GenBank genome assembly. NCBI's taxonomy places the organism in Eukaryota, Metazoa, Arthropoda, Insecta, Coleoptera, Chrysomelidae.